This is a messenger RNA of Sordaria macrospora k-hell, 423 nucleotides long. RefSeq lists its product as uncharacterized. Lineage: Eukaryota; Fungi; Ascomycota; Sordariomycetes; Sordariales; Sordariaceae. The record is from RefSeq and is a predicted model, not a curated record.
AUGGCCCAAGACGACAACUCCAUCAAUCACUCUCAAGAUGUUCCCGACCAAGAGCCGCAUUACAGGUUCGGAGCGGUUGAAAUUGGCAUCAUUGUAGCCUCAUGUGUUAUUCUGGCAUCCUUCUUCAUCACCCGCUUCUAUAUCCACAAGCUACAGCGCCGUCGACAGCUAGACAUGGAGUUCCAGGCCCGGCAGAGAGACCUGGAGGCGGCCUAUGAAGAAGACUGCAAACAACGAGUGGCCAGCAUGGUAUCAGACACAGGCGCUGAGGCACCGAUACUGAAGGGCAACAUCACUAUCCAGUCCAAGAUCAACAACGAGUCUGAGAACAAGCAGAUGCCGAAGCCUCCCCUUUGGCGUUACAUCAACUCGAAACAUCCGCGCACCGGCUCGGUCACACUCGUUAUUCCUCUUCAGAACUAG